Molecule: messenger RNA, 4255 nt
Organism: Phascolarctos cinereus (koala)
Lineage: Eukaryota; Metazoa; Chordata; Mammalia; Diprotodontia; Phascolarctidae
Gene: SLC4A3
Product: solute carrier family 4 member 3
Biological process (GO): regulation of intracellular pH; monoatomic anion transport; transmembrane transport
Cellular component (GO): plasma membrane
Molecular function (GO): solute:inorganic anion antiporter activity; monoatomic anion transmembrane transporter activity
Source: RefSeq, a predicted model, not a curated record
CCGCGGGGCUGCGGGUGCGGGUGCGGGGCUGCGGGUGCGGGCUGCGGGCUCGGGCGCCUGCGUCUGUCUGCCCAGUGCUGCCCGGCCCGCCCGGCUUGUCUCGGUCUCCUCCAGAGGUGGCACGGCCACCCGGAGGCCUCGAAGCGAAGCGUGGGAGCGAAGGAGAUGGGAAGCUCCCGGCCCCCACCGCUGGCUCCGAAGCCCCGAGACCUCCCCACUUAGAUCCUGUACCCCUUUAGUGACAGAGACCGACCCACCCACAAGCCCAAACCGAUGGCUAACGGAUUGAUUCCACCUCCCGGGGGCGCCUCUCCUCUACCCCAGGUCCGGGUACCAUUGAAGGAGCCCCCCCUGAGCCCUGGUGAAGAUGAAGAGGAUGAUGACCUGGGAAAGACCUUGGCCAUAAGCAGGUUUGGGGACCUGAUCAACAAACCUCCUGCCCGGGACCCUGAAAAACCAAGCCGAAGCUACAGUGAGAGAGACUUUGAGUUUCACCGUCACACAUCUCACCACACACACCACCCGCUGUCAACUCGACUGCCUCCCCCCCACAAGUUUCGUCAGCUACCUACCACCUCUGCCCGUCGGGCCAGGAGAAAGAAGAAGGAGAAAACCUCUGCUCCCCCUUCUGAAGGCACCCCUCCCAUCCAGGAGGAGGGAGGAGCUGGGGCAGAGGAGGAAGAAGAAGAGGAGGAGGAAGAGGAAGAAGAAGGGGAGUCUGAGGCAGAGACACUGGAUCAGGAACCCUUGCCUUCAGCAUCUCCAAGCAGAGCCAAAUUCUCCAUUGGGAGUGAUGAUGAUGACACUGUGGGCAUCUCACGGAAGAGUCUCUCUGCAAAGUCCUUGUCUCAGCCUGGUAUGGGAGUGGACCAUGACUCUGAACCCUCCAGCAGUCCCCUUGCUCCCCGGCCUCGGACCCCUCGAGGCAUGGAUGAGAAGGCCAGGCCUUGGAGUCCAUCAGCAAGCUAUGACCUUCGGGAGCGCCUGCGCCCUGGCAGUGCCCUGGACAGCCCAGGCAGCCUGGAACAGCAGGUGCCCACCGAUGAGGCUGAGGCCCAGAUGCUUGGCUCUGCUGACCUGGAUGACAUGAAGAGUCAUCGGCUGGAGGAUAACCCCGGAGUUCGGAGGCAUCUGGUAAAGAAGCCCUCCCGGAUGCAGGGUGCGAGGAGUAGCCCUAGCCUGGCUCCUAUUUUGAGGAGGAAAAAGAAAAAGAAGAAAAUGGAUCGGAGGCCUCAUGAGGUGUUUGUGGAACUGAAUGAGCUUGUGCUGGACAAGGCCCAGGAGCCUCAAUGGCGUGAAACUGCUCGGUGGAUCAAGUUUGAGGAGGACGUGGAAGAGGAGACCAAGCGUUGGGGGAAGCCCCACGUGGCUUCCUUGUCUUUCCGUAGCCUUCUGGAGCUGAGGAAAACCAUUGCCCGAGGGGCCACCCUCCUGGACCUAGAGCAGACCACCUUGCCUGGCAUCGCACACCUUGUGGUGGAAACAAUGAUCAUGUCAGACCAAAUCCAUCCUGAGGACCGAGCAAGUGUACUGCGCACUCUGUUAUUAAAACACAGCCACCCUAAUGAUGACAAAGAGGGAAGCUUUUUCCCCCGAAACGCCUCAAGCUCCAGUGUGAACUCCAUGCUGGGGAACCAUCACCCAACUCCAGGCCAUGUUUCUGACAAUGCUGUCCCCACUAUGGUGGAUGACCUCAGUGAACCAGCUCCACUCUGGCCCCAUAAUCCUGACGGCAGAGAGAAGCCCCUGCACAUCCCUGGAGGAGAUGGCCACAGAGGGAAAAGCUUGAAGCUGCUGGAGAAGAUUCCUGAGGAUGCUGAAGCCACAGUUGUGCUUGUGGGCUCUGUACCUUUUUUGGAACAGCCUGCUGCGGCUUUUGUCCGGCUGAAUGAGGCUGUGCUCCUGGAAUCCGUCCUUGAGGUCCCUGUGCCUGUCCGUUUCAUCUUUGUGACGCUGGGACCGAGAGAGGCUGGCACUGACUACCAUGAGCUGGGCCGCUCCUUUGCUACUCUCAUGUCUGACAAGCUAUUCCAUGAGGCUGCAUACCAGGCGGAUGACCGGCAGGAUCUGCUGGGUGCCAUCAGUGAGUUCCUGGAUAGCAGUAUCGUGAUCCCGCCGUCUGAGGUGGAAAGCCGAGAUCUGCUGCGGUCAGUGUCUGCCUUCCAGCGGGAGCUGCUCAGCAAGCGGAGGGAGCUGGAGAGCAAGACCCUGGUGGUUCCCCGGGGUGUGUACUCUGCUCCGAAAAAAGAAAUGUCAGUGGAUUUCGGAGGCAAUGAUGGGGGCCCGGAUGAUGACCCCCUUAAACGGACAGGCUACCUGUUUGGGGGAGUUAUCCGAGACAUGAGGUGCCGGUACCCCCACUACGGCAGUGACCUGACAGACGCAUUGCACUCCCAGUGCUUGGCUGCUGUGCUUUUUAUCUACUUUGCAGCUCUGAGCCCGGCUAUCACCUUUGGGGGGCUUCUGGGGGAGAAGACCGAGGGGCUGAUGGGUGUGUCAGAAAUGAUUGUCUCGACUGCCACUAUCGGUAUCAUCUUCUCCGUGCUGGGUGCCCAGCCGCUGCUUGUGGUGGGCUUCUCAGGACCAUUGCUCGUUUUUGAGGAAGCUUUCUUCAAGUUCUGCCAUGCCCAUCAGAUGGAGUACCUCACAGGCCGGUUUUGGGUUGGCCUCUGGCUCGUCAUCUUUGUGAUCGUACUGGUGGCCGUGGAAGGCAGCUUUCUCGUCCGAUACAUCUCACCCUUCACCCAGGAGAUCUUUGCCUUUCUCAUCUCCCUCAUUUUCAUCUAUGAGACUUUCCACAAGCUCUAUAAGGUCUUUAAGGAGCAUCCCUUACGGACCUUCUACCCUCCAGGAUAUGAAUGGUUAGAUUCUGGCCUAGACCUGAAUUCAAGCGCACUGCCUGCCACGGAGGCCUCACUAGACCCCCGGAACCAGCCCAACACUGCACUGCUUUCCCUCAUCCUCAUGUUCGGGACUUUCUUUUUUGCCUUCUUCCUGCGGAAAUUCAGGAACAGUCGCUUUCUGGGGGGAAAGGUACGCCGAAUUAUUGGGGACUUUGGGAUCCCAAUCUCCAUUCUGGUGAUGGUUUCAGUGGAUUACUUUAUUGUUGACACCUAUACUCAGAAACUGAUUGUACCCAGUGGGCUCUCGGUGACUUCCCCAGAGAAGCGUAAUUGGUUCAUCCCACCCUUGGGAAGUUCUCAAGCCUUCCCACCUUGGAUGAUGGCGGCAGCAGCUAUCCCAGCAAUCCUUGUCCUCAUUCUCAUCUUCAUGGAGACACAGAUCACUGCGCUCAUUGUCAACCAGAAGGCUCGUGGGCUGCUCAAGGGUUCAGGCUUCCAUCUUGACUUGUUGCUGAUUGGCUCUCUGGGUGGCCUGUGUGGGCUGUUUGGGCUACCCUGGCUCACAGCUGCCACUGUUCGAUCUGUCACCCAUGUUAAUGCACUGACUGUUAUGCGCAAGGCCAUUGCACCUGGAGAGAAACCCCAAAUCCAAGGGGUCAGGGAGCAGCGGAUCACAGGACUGCUCACUGCCUGCCUAGUGGGUCUGUCCAUUGUAAUGGGGCCAGUACUGCGUCGGAUCCCACUGGCUGUGCUGUUUGGAAUUUUCCUGUACAUGGGGGUUACCUCUCUGUCUGGGAUACAGCUCUCAGAGCGAGUUUUGCUUAUGCUGAUGUCCACAAAACACCAUCCUGACGAGCCGUAUGUGACAAAGGUGAAGACUUGGCGUAUGCACUUAUUUACCCUUAUCCAGCUGGGUUGCAUCGCAUUGCUCUGGGUGGUCAAGUCCACAGCCGCCUCACUGGCCUUCCCCUUUGUGCUGCUGCUCACGGUACCACUGAGGCAUUUCCUGCUGUCUCGAAUCUUUCAAGACAGGGAACUUCAGGCGCUGGACUCUGUAGAUGCCAGACCCAACUUUGAUGAAGAUGGCCAGGAUGAAUAUGAUGAGCUCCACAUGCCAGUGUAAAAACUGGAGAGGAGGGCCCUCAUGGACCAUUGGGAUGAGGGGGAAACCUAGAGAUUCCCCCCAGCCUAGAGAAUGGGGUCUGAGCAAGGACCCACAUCCACAGCUGAUGAGACAUGUUAUGGCUCAGAGAUGUGCCUGGCACUGUUACCAAUCCUCAAAGCAGAGUGACUUUCCUGACUUCCACCCAGGACACUGGUCCCUCACUUCCCAUGCCCCCAUUCCAGAUUGCCUUCAUCCCAAUUUAGCUUUGACCUCAUUACAACCAGACGACGUCUCAUCUUCUGUCUGA